UCCCUUCAGGACUUACUCUGAACAGCGCUAUUAGCCAAGUUUUCAUUCCAAAGCAUACGCAUACUAGGCCACGCAUUUCUAUAGUUGAGCAAACUCAGGGAUGGGAUGUUCCAAGCGGCCAAAAGGGCCCAAUCCAGUAGACGAGGAGAUCAAAAAGCGCCGGGACGCAGAGGCAGCUGCUGAGCAAGCCCGAAAGGACGUUAAGGCUGCCGAAAAACGGAUCGCUGAGCUCAACAACGUGAACGAAAAACAACAGGAAAAGACUAAGGCGGCUGAGCGGGCCACUGAGGAAGCUAAGGCGGCUGAACAGGCUCGGGGCCGUGAGGCAAGGGAGGCGAUGGCCGACGCCAAACGUGCUUCAGACGAAGCUUGCUCGCGGGCGGAAGCUGCCGCUCGUACCGCCAACGAGGAAUCAAGAAAGUUAGCAGCGCAGGCAAUGGAGGAGCUUAGGCGAACUGCUGCUAUACAAGAGCAAGCCAGACGGGACGCCCAGGCUGCCCAGGAGCAGGUCAAGAAACUACAGGAGGCUGCCGAUGAGGAGAAGAGGAAGGCGACUGCCGCCCAGGAGGCGGCCAACGCGUCGAAGAAAGCGGCAGACGCGGCCAAUGCUGCCAAGGAGGAGGCUGAACGCAAGUUGAAAGAAGGCAUUCAACCUGUGGUGACUCCCACACCUGAAGAAGUUCGCGCAGCCAAGCAGAGAGUACAAUAUCGCGAGGACCUUUUCCAUAUCGCAAUAGCCGGUGUGGCAGGAGGAGGGAAAUCAUCUCUUAUCAAUGCCUUCCGCGGUUUGCGUAAUAAGGACAUUGGAGCUGCUGCCACUGGCGUCACCGAGACAACGCUAGUCAUGGCUAGAUACCCUCAUCCCAAUGCAGAAUAUCCUCUUGUCUUGUACGAUUUCCCGGGCGCUGGCACGCUCAAAAUCCCAGACUGGCAGUACUUCAACGACCAAGGACUUUAUGUUUUUGACAGCAUCAUCGUCUUGUUCGACAAUCGCUUCACCAUGACCGACAUCGCCAUCCUCACGAACUGCAGGCGUUUCAAGAUCCCCACGUAUAUCGUGCGUUCUAAGGCAGAUCAGCACAUCCGCAACAUUAUGGAAGAUAUGGGGUAUGAUAGCGAUGGUGAUAGCAGCCAGGUCAACAGGCUUUACCAGGCUGCACGGCAGCAGUUCAUUCAGCAGACGCGCCAGACCGUGAAAGACAACCUGCGGGAUGCCAAUAUACCUGAGCAAAGGGUUUACAUCGUUUCGCACAAAACGAUGCUCGAUGUCGCGUUGAACACAACAAUAUUCGAUGUUCUGGCGAGAAGGCAGCCGAAGACCAUCGACGAGAUUGAGUUGUUGAGCGACUUGAUCCGAGAAGCCCAGAUCAGGCGAGGACGCCGUGACUGAGGCGCUACUAUUACGAAUGAGUUGUCGGUGGUGAUACAGUUCUUCUUCCUUCGGACUCUUACUGAUACUUCUCUGUUCUUGACAUGAUCAUA
Suillus plorans is the source of this 1482-nucleotide messenger RNA. Its product is annotated as interferon-inducible GTPase-domain-containing protein. Gene Ontology annotation, cellular component: membrane. Gene Ontology annotation, molecular function: GTP binding. Bases 101 to 1390 code for a protein of 429 amino acids. The transcript is spliced from 2 exons. The record is from RefSeq and is a predicted model, not a curated record. Lineage: Eukaryota; Fungi; Basidiomycota; Agaricomycetes; Boletales; Suillaceae.